Rasamsonia emersonii CBS 393.64 is the source of this 285-nucleotide messenger RNA. RefSeq lists its product as uncharacterized. The transcript has a single exon. Lineage: Eukaryota; Fungi; Ascomycota; Eurotiomycetes; Eurotiales; Trichocomaceae. The record is from RefSeq and is a predicted model, not a curated record. The annotation marks the transcript as partial.
UGCGGCUGGUCUUUUUUUGUCGCCAGUUCUUUUGAGUCACCGGCCCCUCAUUGCGUAAAGCGCCCCUCUCUCCCCCCUCCUACUCGUCUCGUCGACCUUCUUUAUGACACUCUUUCCUCCCCGAUUCGCCUUUUCCUUGACGUAUCGAAUCAGACGGCGGCCUCCAUCGAUUUCUGCUUUCACUGUCUCCAGGAGAAUGGCUUCCUCCCGCCAGCAGCCCCCGUGGCAGCAGCCUACGUUACACCCCGAAGCCAGCGCUCGAUUACCUCCUCUGAAAGUCUAUAA